AUGAUCGUCCCUUCGCUUAAUCCACAGCCGCAGGAGCAAGACCAGCAAGAAGUGAAUAGAAAUGAGGAAAUGGUCAGAAACAGCUCCCCACAACUCUCUUGUUCCAUUACUUCACCAUGUGUGGAUGAUUAUAAUAAUGAUGAAAAUGAGACGAAUAGCAGAACAAGUAGUAGUAAUCCACUUACAGAAUCUAAAAAAGACCCUCCGACGGUUUCAUCCGUUCCUCCCACUUUUUCACAUGUUUUUCUUCCAACCUAUAAAGUACUUGUUGUUGGAGAUUGUGGUGUGGGUAAGAGUAAUUUGCUCUCACGCUUUACUCGUGAUCGUUUUGAUAUUCAAACACCAUCUACUAUAGGUAUAGAGUUUACUUCACGUGAAUUGGAGGUACCAUCUGUGCAAGUGGGUCAAACAGAACGAGUUAUUGUUCAGCUUUGGGAUACUGCCGGACAAGAGAGAUGUGGAGUGAUUAGUACAGCCUUUUUUCGUAAUGCCGUGGGUGUUGUUUUUGUAUACGAUGUCACCAGAGAAAGUACACUCACCCGUAUCCCUAUGUGGGUAGAGCAUGUACGUAAACACACAUGUGAAGAUUGUGUUGGUAUUGUCAUUGGAAACAAAACAGAUCUCUCACAUCUGUGUACAGUUUCUCAAGAUGACGCGGAAGAUUUAACACAUCGUUUGGGAAUGCGUCAUUUCUUGGCUUCUGCUCUUAAUGGAAAUGGUGUUACACAUGCUUUUAUGCAGUUGGUGUUGGCACUUAAUGCGGUGCAGCAAUUAAAGCGAUCGGCUGCUGUUUCUAUUGCUAGUACUACCAGUAUGACUCAUGCGGGUGGUGUGUCUGAACGAGUUCAAUUAGGUUCAUUAUCUAUUCCACGAUCUUGUAUUGCUAAUGGCACUAUGUGGUCUGUUCCUCUCUCUUCACAUGCCGUUGUUCCUGCUGUUACUAAUGCUUCUAUUAGUACAGCCGCUACCGUACCUUCAUCUCUUUCAUUUUCCCAUUCUUUCUCAUCCCCAAGACCAGAGAAUGGGAGACGGAUGGAUCUACGUGGGUUUGGUUCUCCUCAUGUGCCCCAUGAUAAUGGAAACAAACCAGUCUCUAACUGUUGUUCGUAA
This is a messenger RNA of Trypanosoma theileri, 1110 nucleotides long. RefSeq names its product guanin nucleotide-binding protein. Gene Ontology annotation, molecular function: GTPase activity; GTP binding. The record is from RefSeq and is a predicted model, not a curated record. Gene Ontology annotation, cellular component: Golgi apparatus; endosome. The transcript has a single exon. The coding region runs from base 1 to 1110 and encodes 369 amino acids. Lineage: Eukaryota; Euglenozoa; Kinetoplastea; Trypanosomatida; Trypanosomatidae.